AUGGAUAUGACUACUUGCGUCGGCAGAAGAACUCGUUCGAGGACGGAAUCUUACUUGAACUCGCUUCUGAACAAAUCAAAGGGGAUUGCUGUGGAGAAUCAAUCUAGGAGUAGGAUAGAGAGGCGGCAGAAGAGAGAUUCCGUGCGUGAUUCUAUUUCUCCGGCGAAACCGAAACCGAAACCGAAACGGCGACGGGAAAAGAAGAGGAAAGACGACGACGAUGUGGAGUUCGUGGAGACUAUCUACACGGAAGGUAAGCAUGAUGAUGAUAAUGUAGGUUCAUCAUCAGUGAUUACUCCUGAUCUAGAUAAGGUCUGUGAUGAUGUUUUUGUCGAAACUAUCCCUGGAGGGAAAGAUGAUUGUGAUAUGGUUGUGGAAGAUGCUGAUUUGAGGGGUGAGGAGAAGGUUUCAGAGACUGAUGAGGUUGUGAGUCUUAGCUCUAGUUCUGAAGAAGGAGAAGAAGAAGUCUCUGUAGAAGACGUAGGAAGUGAUGAUGAAGAAGAAGAAGAAGAUGCGGAGUCUGACUCGUCUGAUUACAUGGAGGAAAGCUCCGAUUCUACUUAUACAGGGAGCUCUGAUAGUGGUUUUGAUUGUUCUGAUGAUGAUGAGGUUGGUCACGGUGGUGGUGAUGCCAGAAACACUGCAAAAGUGAGGAACAAGAGUCCAAGUGAAAGAGUAUAUAAGAGGGAGAGGCGGGAGAAUGAUUUGGAUGUAUUUAGGCUGCUAGCAAAAUCUGUUUGGGAUAAAACAAAGAUUCUCGAGGAAUAUAUCUCCUCGGGGGGCGACGACGAGGAGGUUGAUACUAGAGAAGAUCCUAUAGUUAGAGAGACCUCUACUGAAUAUCCUCUAGUUAGAGAGAGGAAACGAAGGAGAUACCAUAGGGAGAAAAAGAAGAAGCACUUGAAUGUGAAUGAUGUGGUAGGAGAUUCAUUUUGUGGGGAAGGUGAUGUGGGUGGAAAACCGUGGGUUUCGACUUAUGUAAACCUUAGAUUUGGUUGUGAGGAGGAGCCUGAGCCAAUCGAGAAAACGGAAGAGGAGAAAGAGAUAGACAGGUUGUGGGAAGAUAUGGCCUUGGCUUUAUCAUUGGAACGAGUACACUCUUCUACUUAUGCUAAAAAUGGUGUGUCAUGUAGCAAUGGGAAGCAUGACUUCGUAUUGGAUGAAGAAGUUGGUCUAAAAUGCCGCUACUGUUCUUAUGUCUCCGUCGAGAUCAGAGAUGUCUCGCCUACUAUGGACAAGUAUCGUGCUAAUAUUAAUGACAAGAAGACAUGCAGUGACAUAAAGGGUGGUACUUUACUUGACAGCCUUGAUUUUGAAGCUUCAGACCGCAGCAGAGAUGUGGAGUCUUUGAAAAAUACACAAGGAACAGUCUGGGAAUACAUCCCUGGCAUAAAAAACACUCUGUACCCACACCAACAAGAAGGCUUUGAAUUUAUGUGGAAGAACUUAGCUGGGACAACAAAACUUGACGAGUUGAAAAGCUCAGUAGGAAAAGAAAGUGGCGGAUGCAUUAUCUCUCACUCGCCUGGAACUGGAAAGACGCGUCUGACCAUCGUGUUUCUUCAGUCAUACCUUGAACAGUUUCCAGAGAGCCAUCCUGUGGUGAUAGCUCCUGCAAGUUUAAUGCUUACUUGGGAAGAAGAGUUCAAAAAAUGGAAUUCAAACAUUCCGUUUUAUAACAUGAGUAGUCAAGAUUUUUCAGGGCAAGAGAACCAAUCAGCUGUCUCACUUCUAAAGGGAAAUAAGCACCUUAGGAGAAACAAGGAUUCUGUCCGUAUGGUCAAGCUAUAUUCUUGGAGGAACAAGAAAAGCAUCCUUGGCAUCAGCUAUAAUCUGUAUGAGAAGCUCGCUGGGAACAGGUGCGCUGGAGAAGUACAAGAGUUUAGAAAGAUGUUACUAGAAUUGCCCGGGCUGCUGGUCCUUGACGAAGGCCACACACCGAGGAACCAUAAUAGUUGCAUUUGGAAAGUGCUCACUGAAGUCAAAACAGAGAAGCGUAUCAUUCUUUCAGGGACACCGUUCCAGAAUAAUUUCAAGGAGCUUUCUAACGUCUUGUGCCUGACAAGACCAGCUUAUGCAGAUAAGAUCUCUUCGAGGCUCCAAGAUCUCACAAGGUUGAGCCAAGAAGGCCAAAACGGGAGGUUCGAUGAAGAGGUUGGAAUCUCAGAGCUUAAGGAUAUGAUUGCUCCUUUUGUUCACGUCCACAAAGGAAACAUCCUUAAAGAAAGCCUUCCUGGUCUAAGAGACUGUGUUGUGAUGUUGAACCCUCCUUUUCAGCAGGAGAAAAUCUUGAAAAGAAUUGACCAUUCUCAAAACACGUUUGAGCUUGAGCACAAGCUUUCAGCUGUUUCGGUACACCCAUCUCUGUAUAUGUGCUGCAAGCAAACCAACAAGGAACGGUUAACAAUUGGUCCAGUAGCAUUGAAAGUCCUGGAGAGCCUCAGGCUUGACUCAAAGGAAGGUGCGAAGACUAGGUUCCUGAUUGACUUCAUCCGCUUCAGUGACACAGUGAACGAGAAAGUCUUGGUGUUUAGUCAAUACAUCGACACUCUAGAGCUGAUCAGGGACCAGCUCAAUUCAGUAUUUGGCUGGACAGAAGGUGAAGAGAUUCUCUAUAUGCAUGGUCAACUUAAACAAACAAUUAGACAGCAUCUGAUCAACAACUUCAACAGACCAGACAGUAAAUCUAAAGUGCUACUAGCAUCAACAGGAGCUUGUUCAGAGGGCAUUCAUCUCGUCGGCGCCUCGAGAGUUGUGCUCCUCGAUGUUGUUUGGAACCCUUCUGUUGAGCGGCAAGCCAUAAGCCGAGCAUACAGAAUUGGUCAGAAGCGGGUUGUGUACACUUACCAUCUUAUGGUUAAAGGCACAACUGAGUGGGGUAAGUACUGUAAGCAAACGAAGAAACAUCGCAUCUCCGAAAUGGUCUUCUCUCCUACCAACGAGAAGGACAAGCUUAUUGAAAACGAAGUUGUGUCUGAAGAUAAAAUCCUGGACGAGAUGGUUCGCCAUGAGAAGCUGAAAGACAUGUUUGGGAAAGUACUUUAUCGCAAGAAGGAAUCUGACAUGUUUACAGACAUCCUCUGAUUUGUAAUAUAUCCUUUUUGUUUCUGCUAAGCGUUUUAUAGAUAUUAUUUUUUUUUUUGUUUUUUUAAUAGAGUUCGCUAUAGUAGUAAUAUGUAAUUUGCUAGUUCGAUUACUUCUAUAAUCAAGGAAAGAGACAAUGUUUAGCUUGAG
Messenger RNA from Eruca vesicaria subsp. sativa (arugula), 3234 nucleotides. The record is from the annotation of a GenBank genome assembly. Lineage: Eukaryota; Viridiplantae; Streptophyta; Magnoliopsida; Brassicales; Brassicaceae.